Molecule: messenger RNA, 1740 nt
Organism: Chara braunii
Lineage: Eukaryota; Viridiplantae; Streptophyta; Charophyceae; Charales; Characeae
Source: the annotation of a GenBank genome assembly
GUUUAGGUUAGGCUGGUCGGAUGGCACAAUGGUUAGACAGUGUAAUGGUCGGACGAUCGAAUUCUGAAAUUGUUGGAAGGCGGGAUGGUCGGAUUGUAUAAUUGUUACAAAGCGGGAUGGUCGGGUGGUCGGGUGCCGGGAUGGUCAGCUGCCCGACUGGUCGGAUGGUCGGGUGGUGGGAUGGGAGGAUGGGAGGAUGGUAGGAUGGGAGGAUGGCAGAAUGGCGGAAUGGCAAGAUGGGAGGAUGGUCGGGCGGCAGGAUGGCAGCAUGGCAGGGUUGCAGGAUGGCAGGAUGGCAGGACGGUCGGGUCAAGCGGUGAAGCUCGACCAUCGUAUGGUGGGGUGUCGCGUUGUAGCCCGACCAUCGGAUGGUGGGGUGCCGCGUUGAAGCCCCACCAUCGGAUGGUAGGGUGCCUCAUUGAAGCCCGACCAUCCGAUGGCGCAGUGCAACGACAUGGUGAUGGCGAGAUGGUCGAAUGGGUGUACUAUCCGACCUCUGAAGGUACAGGGUUCAGGUUCAGGGUUCAGGUUUGUCUGGUCGGAUGGCACGAUGGUUGGACAGUCAAAUGGUCGGAUGGUCGGAUUGUGAAAUUGCUAGAAGGCGGGAUGGUCGGGUGGUCGGGUGGCAGGAUGGUCAGCUGCCCGGCUGGUAGGAUAGUAGGGUGGUGGGAUGGGAGGAUGGGAGGAUGGGAGGAUGGCAGAAUGGCGGAAUGGAAAGAUGGGAAGAUGGUCGGGCAGCAGGAUGGCAGGAUGGCAGGGUUGCAGGAUGGCAGGAUGGCAGGGUUGCAGGAUGGCAGGAUGGCAGGAUGGUCGGGUCGAGCGGUGAAGCUCAAUGAUCGUGUGAGUGCCUUGGUCGAGGAGUGGAAAGACGAGCGACCAGAAUUCGAGAAACAAGAAGAUUGGAAACGUCAGUUGAAAACAAGUUGUCUGAACUACUGGGAGAAACAGUUAGACAUGCUUAAUAAGCUGGAACAGGAAAAAACCUCACAACUCGUUCUGUUGUCAACUUCGUUCUGGCCAACGCCGAUGACGGAAAGCGUAGAAGAGGUGAAGGUGGAACUUCCUAUUGUUGAUUCGUCGCCGAGGAAGCAAUGUUUCGUAGGUUAUAAGAGUGAUGCCCCGAAACCGGAGUUCGACCUGGCAAAGCAUGCUGAUAUCAGUUCUUUCGUGGUGAUGCACGCUCCAGACGAGAAUGCGGACAAAGAAGUUAGUUUUUGGGUAGGACGUGUGCAAGAGAAAUCUGAGAACUCAGAGCAAAUUCUCAUAGAGUAUUCGAGACCACAGGGCAAAGAGACCGAUAUGUGUAAGUUGUACGAAGACGCGUGGAACAAAACAUGGCGAAUUGAGAAUGAAUCUUCGCCUGGAUGACAAAACGUAAUAUGUGUGGCGUGGGGAUGGAAAAGCGAAAAGAAAAGCAAAACCGGAUUAAAAAUCAGGAAGAGCGACGCAUUGAAGGCAAUCACAUCGUUGGCAACAGUAGAUCACGCACGCUGAAUGCACAAAAUGACUAUUGCAUCAUCUUACGUAUAUGACAUUUGUUUAUUCGGAACAGCGAAAUCGUUGCAACCCCGAUGGAGAUGGACAUCGAACAAGCAUGGCGUCGCCGAGCGGAUAAGUGAGGGAAGGUGAUUCAGUAUGAUGACCUUAUGCCUUACCGGGCAAGGCAAAGGAUGACCGCUAUCGGCCUGCAAUCAAUGGACGAAUCUAUGUUUUAUCCGAUAAUGAAAUUCUGGACACUGA